Molecule: messenger RNA, 1008 nt
Organism: Plasmodium malariae
Lineage: Eukaryota; Apicomplexa; Aconoidasida; Haemosporida; Plasmodiidae
Product: conserved Plasmodium protein, unknown function
Exons: 3
Coding region: 1-1008 (335 amino acids)
Source: RefSeq, a predicted model, not a curated record
AUGAGCGCAAUGAAUAACGUGAAAGCUUUCGUCCACAAGCAGUUCAGGAAAUCGAGCGAUAACUUAAAAGAAAAUGACGAAUUCUUUUUCGAAAGAAAGCAGUUGAACGCAUUACACAACUACUUUUCUCAUUCUUUAUUAUAUUUAGAGAGACUAGAGAGUGUAAUUAAGAACAUUAACAUUAUGAUAAGUGAUUUGAAUAGAAGUUUAAUGUCCUUUUUUGAAAAUGAUGUUAACUUAGAAAUUAUCAAACAUGUAUCAUAUAUUCUGAACACAUUUAACGAUGUAAGGGAACAGAUAACUAGCCAUAUAGCUAAUUCUAAAAUCUCAGCAAAUAAUACACUAGAAAAUAUAAAGAGUUUACAAAACUUAUGUAUGAAAAAAAAAAAUUUAGGUGUAUCUAUAGAACAUUAUGAAAAGAAAAUAAAAAAACUACAGUUGGUAACUUCUUCUAGUCAAAAGCACUUAGAUAAAGUUAUUAGAAAUGAAGCCAAGUUGAAUAUGGUUAAGUCGGACUAUAUAAAAUACCAUGAAAAUAUAAAAAAAGGAUUCGAUAUUGUUUUGGAAAAUAAAACUAAUAAAGUUUUAUUUGAUGCUAGGAAGGAUUUAGAAAUUUUGUUAUGUUAUUUUUCUUUAAUGAAUUCUGUUUCUCUUAAGUUAAAGGAUCCUCUUAAAGAGCUGAAAUACAAAUAUCAGGAUGGGAAAAGACCCAAAAUGCCAAUAGACUUCAAUUUUUUUUUAGAAGAAGAAGACAGGAUGAACUAUUUUACUGAAAAGAAAAAAAGCCCCAGUAGUUAUAACAGCAACCCUUUUACUCAAAAUAUACCAAGUAUUGAAAAUAAAAAAUAUGAAAAAGCAAUUAGUCAUGAUUCAUAUGUUGAAUCUACUAAUAAAAAGGAUAAUACUUUUUUUAAAAUAAAAACUAUUUUAGGUGUUAAUGAAAAAUCAUCAUCGUCAAAGAUAAAAAGUUUUUCGACUUCAAACAUCGCACCCGUUUUCCCCCAAUAA